Musca domestica (house fly) is the source of this 832-nucleotide messenger RNA. RefSeq lists its product as uncharacterized. Lineage: Eukaryota; Metazoa; Arthropoda; Insecta; Diptera; Muscidae. Bases 140 to 775 code for a protein of 211 amino acids. The transcript is spliced from 2 exons. The record is from RefSeq and is a predicted model, not a curated record.
UUUUUGGGUUUAGAAAAAUUGUAUAAAAGAUACAAUCAAUUGGAUUAGAAUUCAGUUCCGUUCAAAAAUUAGUGGUAGUUAAAAGCUUUUUCUAAUUUCUCAAUAGUUACGUUCUAAUAGGAAACGAAUUAGAUUAAAAAUGAAUUAUUUUUUCCUGAUCUCCUAUACCUUGAUAUUUUUUCUUGGCCUCGAACCACAAAGCUUGUGUAAGGCUGAUGACAGUCCUGGAUUUUUUGUGAAAAUUGCCAAAAAUGUUCCACGUUUGGGCAGGCGUUCUGAUAAACCGUUUACAAGGAGAUUCUUUAGGAAUUACAAAAUCAUACCCCGCAUUGGAAGGAGUGUCGAAGAGCUGCCGAAAAGUGAUUCCCUUAACAAUUGGCUAGACACUCCCUUCACCGUGCACAUGGAAAAACGUCUACACUACAGCCCUGCCAGUAGGUUUGUCGACCAAGAUUUAUCUUUGCUGCAACCAGUCAAUGCCGCAACUCUCAAGGAACUCAUUGACUCACAUACCAUUGCCAGAGAAAAUGUCAAAUUUAUUCAUUGGAAAGAUUUCGAUCGGGCCCUACAAAUGGACCCAGAGCUAUUUGGUAAAAUCAGUUCCAUUGGUCGUACGCCAGAUCAACAUUUAAAAGAUAAUUUGUCGAAAGAAAACUUUACACCAGUACUAAAAAAUAUGAUGGAUUCAGAUGGUACGGAUUUUGUCCUUUAUACCCAAGGAGAGAAUGAUCAGGGAGUGUAUGCUCCAGAAUUUCUGCGCUACAAUAUUAUGUAAUGUUAAUUUUGUGAUAAAGAGAGGAAGAGAAAUGCUUUCAUUGUGUAAUAAAUGUAA